This is a messenger RNA of Cetraspora pellucida, 226 nucleotides long. The record is from the annotation of a GenBank genome assembly. Lineage: Eukaryota; Fungi; Glomeromycota; Glomeromycetes; Diversisporales; Gigasporaceae.
UGUAUCAAAAUUAUGCACUUGCUGGGCAAUUGAAGCCAAAGUAUUAAAACUUGCAUUUUCACUUUCUAUGACAACAAAUAGUUAUCAAGAAUUGCAAGAAUUACUUGAAAAAGAAUGCAAAAUCUUGUUAGAAGUAAGUAAUCAAAGUUUAAUGUUAAUCGAUUUAAAUACUCUAAAUUUGAAUACGUUCAGAAAGAAUGUUAAUUUCAGAGUAUUUUACAUCUGA